AUGGUCGGAAAAGUGGAUUGGUCCUACAAAGAUAUGUUAUGGAAGAGAUUAGGAGAAAAUUUCCAAGUAACUAGAGUAACAGCAUACGGUUCACCAGGUACCCAGAAAGGAGAGAGCGAGUCAUUUCCACCUAAAUGUACAAAUGAUCCGCAGAAUAUAGCACAGCAAGAAAUACAAGAGCAAAAGUUUGGUGAAAUGAAUUUACAUUUGAAAUAA
Molecule: messenger RNA, 216 nt
Organism: Brugia malayi
Lineage: Eukaryota; Metazoa; Nematoda; Chromadorea; Rhabditida; Onchocercidae
Exons: 3
Coding region: 1-216 (71 amino acids)
Source: RefSeq, a predicted model, not a curated record